Bemisia tabaci is the source of this 3844-nucleotide messenger RNA. It is a transcript of the gene scat, whose product is annotated as VPS54 subunit of GARP complex scat. Gene Ontology annotation, biological process: Golgi to vacuole transport; retrograde transport, endosome to Golgi. Gene Ontology annotation, cellular component: GARP complex. Gene Ontology annotation, molecular function: syntaxin binding. The record is from RefSeq and is a predicted model, not a curated record. Lineage: Eukaryota; Metazoa; Arthropoda; Insecta; Hemiptera; Aleyrodidae.
UUAACCAGUUAACCUCGAAAUUCCUGUAAUCAACUCAAAUUUAAUCAGUUUCAUGAUUACUAUGUGAUGAAAUUUUUAAAUUUUGCCGAUUUUGAAAGCAUUUUGUAGAACUUAUCAGUGUUUCAGUUGCCUUAACUCAAAUGCUACCUUAUUUCUGUCACUCUCUUUCAUUUGCCACUCAACACCCUAAGUUACAAGCUGUUAUCAAUCUUUCAAGCGAUUGUCUCGUCCUUGAUUUUGAUUAUGCAUCCUAGUUAUCACAAUAUCCUGUUUUUAAAGGGUUGCUCCUAAUCCUUAAAUUAUUCCUUGGAAUGAAAUGGAAAGCCCGGUUCCAUCAACUGCUCGCAAAAAAGUUUUCGCUCGGUGUGAAUAUUGUGCGAACAUCACAUUUCCGUUGGUGAAAGAUUUCUUGAGCCAUCUCCGAGAAAUCCAUUGUUCCAAAGAAGGAGGCUCGUUCGUCUGCCGCUAUGGAGAAAAUGGUGUAUGUUCUUCCUUGCCAGUGGAAGGCGUGAGCGAUGAAGACUAUGAGCGACACGUGUACAAACAUCACGCUCUGACGAUAAUGAGUGGUGUGGAGCAGCGGAAAAUCUCCACUGCGUCAAAUGCCAGCAACUCAUCCAAUGAUUUAUCAUCUCUGAACAAAUGGUCCCUUUAUUCUGCUUCUCAGAAUCUAGCAGCAGUCCUCAAUGAUCCAAAUAAAGGGAAAAAGAGGGACUUCUUCACCAAAACGUGGGGUGAUAGUUUUGUAGAAGUCUCUAAUGUUCCGCCUCCCAAUUAUCUGCCAAAUAUAACCAUCAGUCAUUUCCAAUCAUACUUAAAAAAGUUUGCAAAGCGAUGUAAAGCCCAUGAGCAGAUUUCAUCUCUGGGUCCGAAACCACCACCCAACGCAGAAUUGCUCCAACACUUUCCUGAACUCCGAGUCUCAAAGACAGCUGUUGAGAAAAGUCAUUUUGAUUUAUCGCUAAUUCCAAAAAUUUAUCUUCAAUUAAAUUUUGAUCUCAAUCAAGUUGAAACUUUCAAUGCUGUCUUUCCUCACAUCAAAGAGGGUCAGAAUAACUUCAGUCAGUCUGCUGAUGGACACUCGCCAAAGAAUUCUGCCAAAUUAUUGCAAGAGCAGUUGAGUCACUAUCUGGAUAUUGUGGAGGUGCUAAUUGCUCAGCAAGUUUCUGCCAAGUCGGAUGCAUUUUUUGAUGCGAUGACGUCUCAUGAUGCGCUCAUGGAGCAGCUCACGCAAACCAUUAGUACAGUACAAACGUUAAGGAAAAAAAUUCGGGAAAUAGAAAAUAAUCUAGUCAAGGAAUCUUUUCUGGUCAUGAGAGCAAAUCGAUCAAGGAACAAUCAACGUCAAGUCCUUAAGAAGCUUCGACAAAUGGCAGUUGUCUUACAAACGAAGCCUAACAUUCACAUGUUACUAGCCAUUCCUGACUAUGUUGCUGCCUUAGAUUUAAUUCAUACAACACAAGAUCUGUUAUCACAAGAAUUAGCAGGUAUUCACAGUUUCCGCAACCUAAACUCUGAGUUGAAUGAGAUGCUCUUCUUAAUUGACAAUCUGAUGGCAGGUGAAUUUCAGAAAUAUGCCACGACAGAUCUUAAUCGACCUCUCUUGGAUUCUCAGGCUAACAUCCUGGAAGGGAUGAUGGUGUUGUCCAAUACGGAAAAACUAUCCUGCAUUGUUCUGGGGAUGCUGCGCAGACGUUACUUUGAUUUUGUUGAUGCCUAUCGUCAAGAAGUUGUCGAUGCGAUAAGAGCAGCUGUUAAUUCAUGCGUUACAGAGAUAGUUGCGAGAAGUGAGUCAGACCAUCAUGGCUCAGCUAGCGAGCACCAAAGUCUCGACAAUCAGCUGAAGUUUUUAACUGUCGAAGAGUGGAUCCAAUUAAUGAGGAUUGUUGCAGUUGCCUUAUCUCACCUAGUCAAACGAAUCAAGGCUGCUCACGAUGUGAUGAAAGAGGCAGUAGAAGUUAGUAGGCGGAAAACGUCAUCAUCUGAUAAAAGAACUGAACCUACCCCAGAGUGUUUUUUAUCAGAAGAAGACUAUGAAAGAAUGAUUCAAAAACUGAAAUCCCUGAUGUCUUCGUGUUGUAAAUAUGCUCAAGAUAGGUGUGCACAGUUAUUAUCCAGUCGAUCAGUUACCAAUAAUGAGUCUCGUGAUAAAGACAGACCAAAUUUAAACGGUGAUAGUAGCCCUUCGUUUUGGUUAGCUGAACAAGCAACGCAAACUCAACUAAGCGAGCUCUCCAAAUCUGUAGAUAUCCUUUGCAACGAAUGUGAAGCUGCUUGUGCAGAUAACUUUGUUUCUUCUCUACGCUCUGCCUUCAAGUCUCAGUCAAAUUCUUUCAUGCAGAGAUUCCAUUCUGAUAAGACCACAAAAUUACGCUUAAUCUUGGAUAGUGAGACGUGGAAGCAAGCUGAAGUUCCUAUUGAAUUCCAGUUUUUAGUCAAUCAGAUCGCUGAAUCAGGUAAAUUCAGUGUAUCAAAAGAAGAACAAGAUAGAUUCAAACUUGAGCAGAAUGGAAAAUCUAGCAGCACUCUAGUCGUAGGCAAUGAGCAUUUUGCCGUUGUAGGAACUGUAUUAAUUUUAAUUAGCAUGGUAGCAGAUUAUUGCAUAAAAGCAGAGGAUCUUACCCUCUCUGCUCAAUCACUUCUGCGUUAUGUGUCGGAAUUACUUCAACUGUACAAUGCACGAUCGUCCCAAUUAGUUUUAGGAGCCGAGGCAGUGGCAAUCAAUAGGUUAAGAAAAAUAACAAGUACCAAUUUAGCGCUGGCUUUGCGGGCAAUUCAGCUUCUUUUGUGGCUCAUUCCAUUUGUAAAACUUCAUUUUCAAGGUCUGAUAUCAGAAACGACAAGUGUGACAAGUCUGGAUACAGUUGCGCAGAAAAUGAAAACGCAUGCUCGAGAUAUUCAAGGGAAACUCAUUUCUAUAGUCAAUCAAAUAGUCGAUAAUGAGUUAAGGUCAUGGGAGGCCAAGCCUCCAAUACCCUCCAAGUCGUUUCAAAAUUUGUGCAAGUAUUUAUGCAAACUUCAUGAGGCCAUUGCCUGUGUUCUACCUAAAAAUCAAGUCCAUGAGUUGUAUAGACUGAUCAAUGUUGCCUUCAAGGAUAGUCUUCGCAACCAUUUGCUGAGGAUGAAUAUCAUUAACAAUGGAGGGCCCCAACAUGGGAUGGUAACAUCGGAACUAACUUUUUACUUAGAAGAUUUAAAACGAAUAUCAGCCCUUCCAGAGGAAGAGCUUACACUCUCAGCUAUGGAUGAUAUUUGGAUCGCCCAAAAAUUAUCGUAACAUUGGUUUUAACUCAAGGGAAGUCUGAUAAAUAUCUCUCCUCUCCAGAAAGGAGUUUUCUCCUGAAUUGUGAAUCCUUAAAUUUACGGUGCAUUUAAGUAUACAUCAAAUAUGUUUUAAUUAAUUUUUACACCACUAGAAUUGUAAGCUUUACUUUUUUAAUAUCAUCAACCGGUAUUGAUCAAAUUAGAGUUUUAGUGAGUUUUUUUCUCACUUCUCAAGACAUGGAAUUCACUACAGUGAAGUUCUUGCCUUUUAUCUGUUCAGAAAAUUGAAAUUUUGAUCUGUGAUUCUCUUUGAAUGUGUAAGAAUUUUAAUCUAUAGUCGUUAUCAUGAAGACACAAUGAUACAAAGAUGUAUUUUUAGCAUGUUCAUGUGACAUCAUGUCAUAUAGCAUAUGAUUUCCAUCAAAACAAUUAAUACCUUUGACUUUUACCCCUGACAAAAAAAAAUAAAAUAUCAAUGAAUGGCAUUUAAACAUAAACUUUAGUUCAAAUUUCACCAUUUUUGGAAAAAAAUGUAUUUUCCUACGUAACUUUUUUGUAAGACUCUCUCACAUUGAGGAAA